AUGGCAGCUCCAACUACGACCCCGUCGCCGCUCCCAGCGUCGUACUCGAGACCGGCCGAUAUGAGGGCGAGGCUCGCCACGGACUGGUGGAACGGCGACACCCUCGAGGUCCUCAGAACGGACGACCAGGCCCUUGCCCGCGUCCCAGUCGAGCUCCUUAGGACCUACCACGACCCGGCAUUUCUCCUCGACACCAUCGUGCGCGCGUGCUCCGAGCCCGCACCACUGUCCGGCUCGGGUGCCGACGCCGACCCCGAAGCCGAGGACCUCGAGUACACCCUCUCCCCAUCCGACAUGGGCGCCAUCCUCGCCAGCAGCGUGGUCCGCUUGAGCUCCAGCCGCACCGGUGAGCCCGUGGCCCUCAUCGCGAGGCAGCCCUCCCCUCCCGCGCUCGAGGACGUCGAGGACGAGGACGACGACGAGGACAGCGACGACGACGACGACGAGGGCCACGCCGUCUACUUCCGCGCCCUCCCCAAGUUGUUCCGCGCCGCGCUGGUCAAGCGUGACCCCGCGUGCCCCGUGACGGGGCUGCGCUACCACCACAGCGAGGAGACGCACAUCGUCCCCCUGGACCGCGACGACGUCUACGCCCGCCUCGGGCUCGAGGCCUUCACCGUCACCGCUGGGCUCGUCUGUGACAUUGUGAUCCGCCGCAGCUUUGACCGGCAGGCGAUCUGCCUGCUGCGUAACGCCGACCGCGUCGACAUGCUGGCUCUUGCCACGGACCACCCUUGGGCACAGGAGCACCACGGGCGCAGCUUCUCGUAUGGCGCGGUGUGGCCUGAUCCCGAGACUGCGCCGAGCAAGGCUGCUCUUGACUGGAAGGCGCGCGAGACGUUGCUGUCUCGCUGUGGGGUGGGGCGCUAG
Molecule: messenger RNA, 870 nt
Organism: Vanrija pseudolonga
Lineage: Eukaryota; Fungi; Basidiomycota; Tremellomycetes; Trichosporonales; Trichosporonaceae
Exons: 1
Coding region: 1-870 (289 amino acids)
Source: RefSeq, a predicted model, not a curated record